Molecule: messenger RNA, 1083 nt
Organism: Limanda limanda (common dab)
Lineage: Eukaryota; Metazoa; Chordata; Actinopteri; Pleuronectiformes; Pleuronectidae
Gene: mapk12b
Product: mitogen-activated protein kinase 12b
Exons: 12
Coding region: 1-1083 (360 amino acids)
Biological process (GO): intracellular signal transduction; protein phosphorylation
Cellular component (GO): nucleus; cytoplasm
Molecular function (GO): ATP binding; MAP kinase activity
Source: RefSeq, a predicted model, not a curated record
AUGGCGGUGCGCUCCAGGACGGGCUACUACCGGCAGGAGGUGAACCGGACGGUGUGGGAGGUUCCGGAGAGGUACCGGGACCUGAAGCAGGUCGGGACGGGAGCUUACGGGACAGUGAGUUCUGCGUGGGACCGCCGCACAGGGAUGCAGGUGGCCAUCAAAAAGCUGCAGCGGCCCUUCCAGUCCAAGCUUUUCGCCAAAAGGGCCUACAGAGAGCUGCGACUCCUCAAACACAUGAAGCAUGAAAAUGUGAUUGGACUGAUGGAUGUUUUCACCGCUGAGAUCUCAUUGGACCGGCUUCGAGAUUUUUACCUGGUGAUGCCGUUCAUGGGCACAGACCUUGGCAAGCUGAUGAAGCUGGAGAGGUUGUCCGAGGACAGAGUGCAGUUCCUCAUCUAUCAGAUGAUGAGAGGACUCAAGUAUAUCCACUCCGCAGGGAUCAUCCACAGGGACCUUAAACCUGGGAAUUUAGCCAUUAACCCGGACUGUGAGUUAAAGAUUCUUGACUUUGGCCUGGCGAGACAGGCGGACACUGAGAUGACCGGCUACGUGGUGACGCGCUGGUACAGGGCGCCCGAGGUCAUACUGAACUGGAUGCACUACACGCAAACAGUUGAUAUCUGGUCUGCAGGCUGCAUCAUGGCAGAGAUGCUGCUGGGAAAGCCGCUGUUCAAGGGAAGCGAUCACCUGGACCAGCUCCGAGAAAUCAUGAAGAUCACAGGAACCCCAGCUGCCGACUUCGUUGUGAAGCUGCAGAGCCAAGAUGCCAAAAACUACAUCAGAAGUCUGCCAAAAGUACCAAAGAAAGAUUUGGAUGUUAUUUUCUCCAAAGCCAGCUCCAAUGCCGUGGGCGUCCUGGAGAAGAUGCUGCUCCUGGACCCUGAGCGGAGGGUGAGUGCCUCCGAGGCCCUGGACCUGCCUUUCUUCAGCGAGUUCAGAGACACAGAGGAGGAGACCGAGGCGCUGCCCUAUGAUCAGACCAUGGACAACACAGACCUGCCGCUGGACCAGUGGAAACGUCACACCUUCACAGAGAUCCUGACCUUCAGACCGACCAGGGACUCGAAGGAGACGUCACUUUAA